Coregonus sp. 'balchen' is the source of this 1551-nucleotide messenger RNA. The record is from the annotation of a GenBank genome assembly. Lineage: Eukaryota; Metazoa; Chordata; Actinopteri; Salmoniformes; Salmonidae.
AUGGACCUUCAGGUAAAUUACCACUCCUUAUCCCUGGUCCUAUCACCAUGGAACCUCACAGGUAAAUACCACUCCUUUAUCCCUGGUCCUAUCACCAUGGACCUCUCAGGUAAAUACCACUCCUUUAUCCCUGGUCCUAUCACCAUGGACCUCACAGGUAAAUACCACUCCUUUAUCCCUGGUCCUAUCACCAUGGAGCUCUCAGGUAAAUACCACUCCUUACCCCUUGGUUCCUAUCACCAUGGACCUCUCAGGUAAAUACCACUCCUUUAUCCCUGGUCCUAUCACCAUGGACCUCUCAAGUAAAUACCACUCCUUUAUCCCUGGUCCUAUCACCAUGGACCUCUCAGGUAAUACCAAUCCUUUAUCCCUGGUCCUAUCACCAUGGACCUCACAGGUAAAACCACUCCUUUAUCCCUGGGCCUAUCACCCCUGGACCUCUCAGGUAAAUACCACUCCUUUAUUUCCCCGGGGCCUAUUUACCAUGGACCUCUCAGGUAAAUACCACUCCUUUAUCCCUGGUCCUAUCACCCUGGAACCUCUCAAGUAAAUACCACUCCUUUAUCCUGUCCUAUCACAUGGAGGUCUCAGUAAAUACCACCCCCUUUAUCCCUGGUCCUAUCACCAUGGACCUCUCAGGUAAAUACCACUCCUUUAUCCCCGGUCCUAUCCCAUGGACAUCACAGGUAAAUACCACUCCUUUAUCCCUGGUCCCCAUCACCAUGGACCUCUCAGGUAAUACCACUCCUUUAUCCCUGGUCCUAUCACCUGGACCUCCAGGUAAAUACCACUCCUUUAUCCCUGGUCCUAUCACCAUGGACUCUCAGGUAAAUACCACUCCUUUACCCCUGGGCCUAUCAAACCAGGACCUCUCAGGUAAAUACCACUCUUUAUCCCUGUCUAUCACCAUGGACCUCCUCAAGGUAAAUCCACCACCUCUCCUUCCUGGAGGUCCCAGUCACCAUGGAGUCCAUUAAAUACCACUCCCUUUAAACCCUGGUCCUAGUCACCAUGGACCUCUCAGGUAAAUACCACUCCUUUAUCCCGCAUGGUCCUAUCAACCAUUGGACCCUCUUCAGUUAAAAUCCAACUCCUUUAUCCCCUGGUCCUAUCACCAUGGACAUCACAGGAAAUACAACUCCGUUAUCCCUGGUCCUAUAUCACCAUGGAACCCUCUCAGGUAAAUACCACUCACUCCUUUAUCCCUCCGGUCCUAUCACCAGGGACCUCUCCAGGUAAUACCACUGGCCCUUAUUCCCUGGUCCUAUCAAACCAUGGACCCUCUCAGGUAUACCACUAACCACUACCUUUAUCCCUGGUGGCCCCUACCACCAUGGACCUCUCAGGUAAAUAACCAACGCCUUUAUUCCCCUGGUCCUAUCACCAUGGACCUCUCAGGUAAAUACCACUCCUUUUCCCUGGUCCUAUCACCAUGGACCUCUCAAGUAAAUACCACUCCUUUAUCCCUGGUCCAUUGGACUUCAUUUUCCCCUUAUGGCAUAUCUCUCCACCAUCUCUCCAUCCCUCCAGUGUAGUGGGAUGUGGCUCUAA